This is a messenger RNA of Daphnia pulex (common water flea), 3124 nucleotides long. RefSeq names its product gustatory and pheromone receptor 39a-like. Gene Ontology annotation, biological process: sensory perception of taste. Lineage: Eukaryota; Metazoa; Arthropoda; Branchiopoda; Diplostraca; Daphniidae. The coding region runs from base 1874 to 3058 and encodes 394 amino acids. The record is from RefSeq and is a predicted model, not a curated record. The transcript is spliced from 6 exons. Gene Ontology annotation, cellular component: dendrite; membrane; neuronal cell body.
UUGGUUGUCGUUUCGUAGUUUUAUGUUGUAAUGCGUCGUCGCGAGGGUUCACAAUGUGCAUGGACGUGUUCCUGUUGUUAGGCCUUGCAUUUGUUUGACACCUUUCAAUUUGACGUGAAACAUGGACACUACCGUUCAUGUCAUUUAGACCCUCCCUAGAUUUCUCACGAUCCUGUUUAGCCCACCGGAAGUCAAACAAAAGAUGGCGAAUAAAAUUCAAGAUGUUGAAAUGUUAUCCCGAUUGCGCAAUCAGCGAAUCCGCAAAGCCAACGGACUAGCGACCAACAUAACACUGGACGAAACUCUACGGCCGCUGUGGAAACUGACCCACUACUCUGGGAUUUUGCUGGACUGGUGUUUUCCCAUUUCCAAAAACAAUCCUCGUCGUAUUUGUAAAUUCCUGCGGUACUUUUCAAUCGCUCUUUCGUUCUCUCUGCUCGUAGCCGUCACCUCGUUCCAACUGAUGCAGUUGCUUUUGGGAAUCGAGAAAGCGCCAAACAUUCACGCCAUUAUACCCAACAUGUUGUGGUUUAUUCCGAUUGUGUUGGGUAUCGUCAUCCAGGUGCAUUGCCUUCGUUUGCGGAGGAAAUUUCUCAACUUUUUCAAAGAUUGGCGGCAAUUAGAAAUCGAAAUCGUCCACCUAAAUCCGAAUUGCAUCAUGUGCAAGUCAAAGCAAAUGCAUUUAAUGAUGUAUGGAAUUUACGCUGUCAUAACUCUAGCUUCCGUUAUCGCAUUGGGAAUGGAUAUUUCUAAUAAUCCGGAAUCAUCGUAUCUCAUCUCCACCUAUCCCGCCGUUCGCCAAGUAAUUCCUUUGAUCGUCAUUGGCUCAGUUCAUUUAACGUCGAUUGUGUUGACCUGGAUCCUUACGUCACUGGGUGAUUUCAUUCCUUCGUUCACUUAUUAUCACACCGCACUCGCCGUUAGCUGUUUAGAAAAUGACGUCAGGGCUCUUUUUGAUAAGGGAAAAGACGCUGAUGAUUUGUUUAUUCAAUCUAGACUUUCCUUAAUAGCCGGCAAAUUAGAUCCUUUGAAGAAAUCCCUAUCGACUGAACUGUCAACUUGGCAACUUGACGUUCCGAUUCUUCGCAUCUGGACACGUUUCGAAAAAAUUGGUAAAAUGGUCAAUCGAGCCGAUUUUCUUUUCGGUUCCUUCAUGGUCUACAGUCAAGCUGGGGCUAUAUUUUUCAUAACGGCGCUUCUUUAUUCGGUACUUUACAAUUUGGGUGAUGCCUUGAGGAUGCGAUCCGUUGGCCCAGUUCUCUCCUACAUUCUGAAUUUGUUAGCUAUCCUUUUUCGUUUCUUUUCUACUAUGCUAAUAUCUUCGCAGCUCCAUCGGUCGGUUAAUAAGUUUCGAACGGCUUUGAAUGAUUUGCUGAGCCAAAAUUGGAAUCGAAUGAACAAAGGAGAUCGUGACUUGCUUCGAUCUUUUCUGUGGAGACUUCAAGCUGAUCCGUUGGUUGCCCAUCCUCUAGGCGUCUAUAAGGUGACACCGUCCGUUUUGCUAAGUGUUUUCGGCGUUAUAAUCAGUUACGUCAUUGUAUUACUUCAGUCGAAAUAGCUUGUGCGUUUGUAGGCAAUUUAGAAUUCAUUUUUAAAACUGUUUCGUGACACUUUCGUUUUAUUUGAAGUUAUUAACGUAAUGCGUUAGAAGAAACAUGUCGAGUCAUCGAUGCUAGUCAGGUGUGUGAGUUGUUUGCGUUCUACUCCCGUUUGUACUGCACGCAUAUUUAAUUUGAUCAUUCAAAUGAGUUGAUAGGGUACGACAGGAAAUGAGAGUAAUGCACUUAAUUUUAUUGCCACUUUUUAUUUAUUAGACCGUUAUUUUGUCAAUCUAUAAUAUUGAACGUGUAUAGUGGCGACAGUCGAGCGAAACAUGUUGCGACGGUUAGUUGACAAGGUGCUGGACUCUUUCAAAGACGAGACCAUCAACUUUGAAAAAUGUUUCCGUCCCGUUUUGAUCGCCAUAAACAUUUGUGGAAUUCCAUUGGGAAUGAAGAACACUGACGAACCAACAACUUUACCCGUUUGGAUGGUUUACAUCUUUGGCUGGAUUCUCUACUGCUUAAAUGUCGCAUCCGGAUUGAUGUUGAUUUCGAUAGAGAAAAGAGAAAAAAGUCCAUUCUUUACAAAUAAUCGCACCACGGCUUGGCAAUGGAAUUAUGGAAUAACUACGUACAACAGUGUCUUUUCCUCGAUAGCAGCUCACACGGUCCUCCUGGCCAUUACGACAGUUCGCUGGAAACAUCUUGCUCGCAUUUUCCAUCGCAUGGAACGAAUUAAUCAAUUCGAAUUGAAAGAUUUUGAAGCUUUUCGCGCCAUUUUCCGAUCAGGACUCUUUUUCGCCAUCAUUAGCUAUCUGGCAAUUGGUUUUCAGUCGAUUUCCGCCUUCUUUAUGGCCGAUGUCGAUAUGUGGAAAAUGGUGAUUUACUCGUUUCAACGGGGUUUUAUUAUCGUUAUUUUGCUGGCCGGCGUAUUAUUUUUCUGCUUCGGACGGAUGGCCUCUACUAUGCUUCAGAUUCUUGGCCAAGAAAUGACGAAAUUCAUUUCAAGUGAUGACCAGCAAUCUUUUGAAAACAUCGAUGUUGUCAUAGCUAAAUGGAAUCGCCAUUAUUUCAUGGCCAUUGAUUUUGUCCAUCAGUUUAACCGCUGCUUUGGUUGUUUGUUACUUGUCCUGAUUGCCCCGAUUUUCAUUCGAGUAAUCAGCACUUCAUUCUUUCUGAUGAUUGAAUUAAAAGACGGCCAGUGGACGGCGGCCGUUACUCUGAAUUUGAUUGUAUUGCUCGUUCAUUUUGUGGCUUUCAUAUUUGCGGCAAAUAUUCCACACCGAAUUCGUCAAGAGGCUAUUGAUUUAACCAAGAAGCUGCGCAGAUUUCAACUUAAAGAUUUUACCCAUCAGAAUCAGGUUAAUGUGCUCAUGAUGGAAAUAUCAAAUUCUUUGCCGAAAAUCACUGCAGCUGGUUUCUUCGACAUUGAUCUCCAGCUUAUUCCAACGCUUAUUGGGACAACACUGACGUAUCUCAUAAUUCUUUUCCAAUUUCAAACGUCAGAGAACACUUGAAUUUCUUUCUUGAUUGCAUUAUCCGAUAAACAUGAGCCGUUAAGAAUUGAUACUUAUUUUCUUGUU